This is a messenger RNA of Pangasianodon hypophthalmus (striped catfish), 7467 nucleotides long. It is a transcript of the gene cpap, whose product is annotated as centromere protein J. Gene Ontology annotation, cellular component: centriole; nucleus; centrosome. Gene Ontology annotation, biological process: centriole elongation; cilium assembly. Gene Ontology annotation, molecular function: tubulin binding. The transcript has 17 exons. The record is from RefSeq and is a predicted model, not a curated record. NCBI's taxonomy places the organism in Eukaryota, Metazoa, Chordata, Actinopteri, Siluriformes, Pangasiidae. The coding region runs from base 125 to 3688 and encodes 1187 amino acids.
UGCCUUUCCCGUCUCGCGCGCUUUGUUUUGUUAUGGCGGGUCGUUUGGAAGCAGGGACGCGAGUUUACCCGUCAGCUUCUGAGCACUUUAAAGCUCCAGCAGCCGCCAGCACAGCUCCAGGAACAUGACAUCUCCAGCUGGACCGCAGUCUCACUUCCGGUGGCGCUGGACGGCGAGCAGCUCUCGGGCCGGGGUGUUACUGAGCGGCUCUCCGGGAGAAGUGGGCUCUGUCAGGAGCAGCUGUAGCUCUCCGGGUGUGGACGCGUCCUUAGAGGACUCCUUCAGCGCCCAGUUCGCCCCCUUGCCCGUGUCCCGCAGCAGUAGCUGCCUGAGUCUGGACUCCAUGUGUCCUUCCCAGUCCAGCAGGGCCCCGGGCCUCACACCCCCCAGCAGUCAAGUGCACACAGGGCUCCCUGCAGCAAGAAACCCCCAGGCGCUCAUCCACCGGCUCCAAGAACUGAAGCAGCUGCAGCAGUGCAUGCAAGAGCAACUAAAAGCCCACCAGCAGGAGCAGCUGCAAAAACUGCAGAAUGAACAGUCGAUGCUUUUGGGAAUGGUUCAAACUGCCACAGAGUGUGACAAUACUAAACAGCCAUGCCUCAAAACUACUGAGCAGCCUGAGCAGUCAGGAUCGAAGUCCUCACACACAAGACCCAGAGAUUCACCAGUUCAACAUGUACACCAGCAACCCAGAGAAGUGGACAGGACACUUGAGCCAGGCGUGUGGAAUCAAGAGCCAAAUGUGGACCAGGCAAGUUCUGGACAUCACAGUGAUGACGAUUAUGAUCUUGAAGAGGAAUCGCUGCAACCUGAGGACACAAACACGUGCCAAAAAGACAGUGAAACAGAGCCACAUGACAGGCCGAUCAGAUCAGGUGGCAGUGGGAAGACGUUUGAAGAGAUGCUGGAAGAGCAGCUCAAGCUGGAGAAUGAGAAGCUAAGCAAGAUAUCUGGUGCUCCUACUGAUGCAGCAAAGGUGAAGAGGCCGUUUCUGAGGCGAGGAGAAGGCUUGUCCAGAUUCACUAGAGGCAAAACCGCUGGAUCAUUGAGAGACAGGGCAACUAGUUCAGACACCAAACCCACACCAGGCAUCAAUCCUUCAGCCUUUCAGGGCCCGAUCAUCAGAUCCCACCAGAGCACCGAGCCAAAACGAACUUCUCCAAAAUCUAUAAGUACAACAAACAUUGUAACCCAGCGUAAGACUGCUGUACUGAACAAAAAUAACUUUCCUCAGAAGACUUCAGUACCAGUAACCAAGGCUCUCACAAAAGCUCAUGUUCAUGAAGGCCACCAGAAUGUCAGGGUAGAAGGGCAGAAUGUGAGCUCUGGACCUGUCCAACACCUAAGUAAGAGUAAUAAUAAGCCUGAAGGUCAGAAGGUCCUCUCAGAUAUCAUGGUUGAUAUCAGUAAGGUACCAUCAAGACAGUUACACAGUAUGGAUGAGCAAAGUGCUCGAAUUGCAGAGAACUCAUUUGAGGUGUGGCUCAAAGAGCGUGGUGAACACUGGGAAAGAGAUCGGCACCGUGAGCAUGUGGAGCUUGGUGAGUUUGAACUGCUAGAGAGAGCGGCAGAUGAGUUCUCUUUUUCUAGUAACUCAUCUUUCAUCAACACUCUUUUGCGGCGGGAUGGCAGACGCCUUUCAUCCACUCCUGUCAAAUCGCCACCAAAAUCCUCAGUUCCUGACCAUUGUCUCGACAGUGGUACUGGCCUCAACAAGGCUCACAGUCCAACAGUACCGCCUGUAGACAGUGCGGCAGUGAUGGAAGGGACAAGCACACAACCGGAAGAAGUGAUGACCGAGUGUUCUGGAGAUGAAGACGUGGAAGAGUCUGAUUCCUCACUGUGUAGCAACACUGUUUUUCACCAGCCUGCUAUAGUGCAAAACCUGCAAGAACCUUUCAGGUUCCAAGUUUCAGCACCGCCCUAUGAUAAGCGAUCUUAUCAAGACAGAAACAGAGCUGGAAGCUCAGAAGGGGAAGAGGAGAGCCACAGAGAUUCGACUCUGGUGGACACCAGAGGUCAGGUGGAGUUUGAUGAUGAUGACACAUGGAAUGAGCCUGAGAAUUCCACUUGCACUCCUGCAAAGAUGGAUGAUCAGGCAGAUAGGGUACUGAAGAGGAAGAUUGCAAUCUCAAAAGGAGUAGAGCUUGAUCAUUGCUGUAACAGCCCAUUAGACCAUGAGCCAGAACCACCACCGACAUGCCAGCUAGUAGCGAAGCUGUUUCCAGCUCUGAAGCCGAAACCGUGUCCUCCUCCACCGGAACUGCCAGAUUCAGAUGGGCACAGUGAACAAGGAGCAGCCAGGUCAACGUUGCUCCGUGAGCGCUUGGUGGAGCUGGAGAUUGAGAUCGAGCGCUUCAGGAAAGAGAAUGCAGCACUGAGCCGACUCAGGCAGGAAAACCAGGAGUUUCAAGAGAAACUGCGGAAGGAGAGAGCAGAGUUUGAACAGAACAUGGCAGAUGAACGUGCCAAAUGGGAGGAGUUUAAGUGUGAGGAAGGCCGGAAGCUCCAACGUGAGAAGAAGCUGUUUGAGAAACAUGCAGCAGCUGCAAGGGCAAGACCCGACAAACAGGAACGAGAUGAGAUACAGUCUCUAAAGCAGCAGGUAAACACUCUGCAGGAGGAUUUAAGAAAACGAGAGGCUCGCUGGACCAGUACACACAGCCGUCUCAGGCAGCAGAUAGACACCCUCAGUGCCGAGAAUGCUACUCUCCGAGACCAGGUCCGCACGCUGGAAAAACUCCGCCUUAGUACCUGGAAAAAUGCUGAGUCUGAACGGGAGAAAGAGAGAGGGAGGUCCAGUGCAUCUAGCAAUAGCAGUAAUACCAGGACAGCAAAAUCCAAGAGCCCCUCCUCCAGCAUUAAAAGCAGCCCACCUGAGAACAGCAAGAAGAUGGAAAGCCUAGAGGUUCAGAAUCCUCCCAAAAUUCCAGCCAAGUCUGCAAGCACCACAUGCUCUACAGACUGGCAAAAGGAGCCUUGUGGUCCACUUCACACCUCAGAUCAUUUAAUUGGAUCUGAGUUAAAAAGCCAUGAUCCUCAGCUAAUAAAAAACACCACCCUCUCAGUCUUGGAAGUGGACAGUCCCAGGGGCAUCACAGGGAAAUCUGAGCUUGAACAGGAAGAGAUCAUAUACACGGAUGGCAAGAUUGAAAAGAUGUUUCCUGAUGGAGGACGACUUAUAGUUUUCCCCAACGGCACAAGGAAAGAAGUGUCUGCCGACGGACUGUCAGUCAGAGUCACUUUUUUCAAUGGAGACAUAAAGCAGAUAAUGCCAGAUCAAAGAGUGAUUUAUUAUUAUGCAGAAGCUCAAACCACACACACCACCUACCCUGAUGGUAUGGAAGUGCUCCAGUUCCCAAACAACCAGAUAGAAAAACACUUUACAGAUGGUCAUAAGGAGAUCAUAUUUCCUGAUCAGACUGUUAAGAAUCUCUAUCCUGAUGGGAGAGAGGAGAGCGUGCUUGUGGAUGGCACGAUAAUACAGCAAAACCCGGAUGGCACUAAGCAGAUCCAGUUCAACACGGGUCAGCGAGAGCUCCAUACUGCAGAAUUUAAGAGGCGAGAAUACCCUGACGGCACAGUUAAAACCGUUUACUCAGAUGGACGACAGGAGACCCGCUACCCCACUGGCCGCGUGAGGCUCAAAAACCCUGAAGGACAUGUCAUCAUGGACACCAAAGCCUAAGAGAACUCAAACGUUUUUACUUAAAGGCUGAAACAUUGAAGUUUGGUUUGCAGGGGAAAAAAACUUUUGUCAAAGGGGGGGAAAAAAAACAAAUGUUUUGUGUGUUUUAUAGAUUAAUGGCAGUUAAUUUAUUUGUAGUGUACAUUUUUGUAAAAUAAAUAGUUAUAAUUCACUGAAUUAACUGAAGCUUCUGAAAUUUUAACAUCAGGAAUUUACUUGUUCUUUAAAAGCUUACAGACAAGUGCUUAAAAAAUAAAUCUUAAAUCAGAAAAUACUAACUUAAAGUUUGUACAGAGGCCACUUUUUGUUUUCGUCCUUGCUAAUUAAUAAAAUUAGGCUCUCCUAUUAAGAAAAAGCACCCACAAUUUUAUUGGGUACACUGACCAAGCUCAUAUUAAGUUCACAAUAAGAAGGUGGCUCCAUUAUAGAAGUUCUGUAGGUAGUUCAGGUGUACUGAAUUUAUAAAACUCCAACUACACAAAUGAGGCCAGUGUUCACAUUUCCUUUUUGUGGACAUGUUAAGCUACAAUGUGCACCCAAAAUGCAAAAUCUUCUAGCUUGUCUCCUGUAGAGGAAAUGGUUAUACAGGAAGCACUAGAAAUGUAAGGUACAUACCAGCAAUAUAGGUGCCUCUCUGUAAAUCUAAACAGUCAGAAUCAUAAUGAGUCUCAUUAAAACUUUUUCAUCCUUCCUAAUUAAUAUAACUGACCAAGCUGUUUUCAAACUGGUCUCAUAGGGUAUCACUUUUGAGUUUAGAAUUUUAAUUAGAAAUUAAAAUAGCAAUCUUUCAAAUACUCCACACAUGAUGGAUGGCCAGCAACAGCAAUUGUUCUCGAUUGAAGAAAAUGUGAUGCUGUUGGGUAGGAUUAGUCGAUUUUAUACACUUUUUGUGCCAACCUGAGAGAGUGGUGAGAUUUCCUCUCUUUUUGAGGGUCAGACCAGAGAGACAUUUCCUUGUAGGUCCUUCUGAGGAUCUACAACUGUGUGAAGUAUCAGCUCACAUCCUUUUGGUAACUGUAAGAAUAUAGUAAUGCAAGGGCUGUGAUGCAUGGUGCCUACACUCCAAUUUCAAAAAAAAAAAAAAAAAACACUUUUACUAAGCAUGCUGUUCUUCAGUGAAUAUUCAAGUGAAUAUGCAAGCAAGCUAGCGUACUGAUUCUUACAUUCAGCUUAAAGAUUCCCCUCAAAUCUUUAAGAUCUGGUGUACGAGAGCAUGUUGGUUCCCGUAAGUUACAGUGCUGAUGGGUUAUACCGGGUUAUACUAACGUCAUACCAGUCACGUUUAAUUUUGUUCCACUCUGAAGUACAGCUUUAGUUUGGUUAUAUGCUGCUAAGAGUAUGAAUAGCUCAUACAAAUACUAUGGCAUUAUAAAGUUGUAAAGGAGUGUGUUUAUGGGAACUUUUGACCAUUCUUCUAGAAGCACAUUUGUGAGGUCACACACUGAUGUUGGAUGAGAAGGCCUGGCUCACAGUCUUCGCUCAAAUUCAUCCCAAAGGUGUUCUAUCGGGUUGAGGUCAGGACUCUGUGCAGGCCAGUCAAGUUCAUCCACACCAGACUCUGUCAUCCAUGUCUUUAUGGACCUUGCUUUGUGCACUGGUGCGCAGUCAUGUUGGAACAGGAAGGGGCCUGAAUGCUGAAGCAUUAAGAGUUCCUUUCACUGGAACUAAGGGGCCAAGCCCAACCCCUGAAAAACAACCCCACACCAUAAUCCCCCCUCCACCAAACAUUACACUUGGCACAAUGCAGUCAGGCAAGUACCGUUCUCCUGGCAACCGCCAAACCCAGACUCGUCCAUCGGAUUGCCAGACAGAGAAGUAGGAUUCAUCACUCUAGAAAACACGUCUCCACUGCUCUAGAGUCCAGUCCAACGCUUUGUAUUGCACUUGGUGAUGUAAGGCUUGGAUGCAGGUGCUCGGCCAUGGAAACCCAUUCCAUGAAGCUCUCUACGCACUGUUCUUGAGCUAAUCUUGAAGGCCACAUGAAGUUUGGAGGUCUGUAGCUAUUGACUCUGCAGAAAGUUCCUCAGCAUGCGCGGACCUCUCUCUGUGAUUUUACGUGGCCUACCACUUCGUGGCCGAGUUGCUGUUGUUCCCAAUUGCUUCCACUUUGUUAUAAUACCACUAAACUGGAAUAUUUAGUAGUGAGGAAAUUUCACAAAUGGACUUAUUGCACAGAUGGCAACCUGUCACGGUACCACGCCUGAAUUCGCUGAGCUCCUGAGAGUGACCCAUUCUUUCACAAAUGUUUGUAGAAGCAGUCUGCAUGCCUAGGUGCUUGAUUUUAUAUACCUGUGGCCAUGGAAGUGAUUGGAACACCUGAAUUCAAUGAUUUGGAGGGGUGUCCCAAUACUUUUGGCAAUAUAGUGUAUGUACCUGGACUUAUCAGAACCUUCCUGGAUGGCUACCGCUACAGGUAGCCAGAUUGGGGUUGUGGAAACUCUGGACCAACGCUGCCAACCUAUCUACAUACAUACCUUUUUAUCUAUCAAUAUGGCUGGCUACCUAACCUAGCUGGAUACAUACACGGCUGUCUACCUAACUGUCUGGCAAGACGGACGGACGAAUGGAUUUAUUUGAUCGCCAAGGGGAAAUCUGGGUGCUACAACUGCACUCGACAAAGUUAUACAUUCAAUACAUUAACAAAUCACACAGUGCAAAAGACAUCAGUGAGGUGCAGAAAUACAGCACACAUUCACAACACCCCAGUGGUGAGAAUUGGUUGCAGGUUUUUAUGACAUAAAAGAAUUAAACCAAGAUAAAUCAUGUCAGAUCAUUCUCCAUUUUCUGAAGCCAUUCCUUUGCUGUUGCCUUCUGAGAUGCUAAAUUGAUGACGUGCAAAGCAUGUGACAUGUAUUAGUGGUCCCAGACCAGCAUAUUCUGUAGUCCAUGCCCCAGUAAAACAGAUUAAAAAUGCUGAACCCCCUUAGUAUUUUUUAACCAAGAGAUGCCUACUUAACCUCGCUGCUGCUGAGGAUGGCCCUACAUUGACAGCCUAAAAAUACAUGAGAUUACUGUGGAUGGUACCACUUAGAAACCAUGAAGAUGGCUUGGACUGCAAUUGAUACAAAUGGUUUUGCACUCAAGUCUCCAUCAGUGAACAGUUUGAUAACUUCAACAAAACAGACUUCACGUGAAAACUAUGAAGAAUUUCCUGGUUAAACAAUUGCGCUUUGUACUACAUGGUUAAGAGUUAUAGAAGGGAAGGGUUUAUUAUGGCACCAUCCGGGGUCACCCAGAUGAGGACGGGUUCCCUUUUAAGUCUGGUUCCUCUCAAGGUUUCUUCCUCAUAUCUUCUCAGGGAGUUUUUCCUUGCCACCGUUGCCUCUGGCUUGCUCAUUAGGGAUAAAUUUUUAAAUGUAUAAAUGUAAAAUUUUUAUACUGAUAUCAUAUAUGUUUCUGUGAAGCUGCUUUGUGACGAUGUCUAUACAAAUAAAUUUGAAUUUAAUUGAAUUUCAGAUAUGUUUGGUAAGAGUGUUUGACAGAGCCAAAAACAGCCUUUACUGCACUACCUGCUACCUCUACUGAUAGAGAUUAGGUUAAAAAUACCAAAGUAUCCCUUUAACCCCUGGUUAGAUUUGUUUUCUGGGCUUAAUUUUUGUUUCAAUGUGGGAUUAAUAUGGAUGUCUGCAACAUGGAAUGGAAGAGACCAUUUCAGAGCUGUAUCUGAGGCAAGGGGAAGGCUUUCCCAGAUUCACUUGAGGCAAAGCCCCUGCAUCAUUCAGAAACAAGGCAACUAGUUCAGGAACAUGCUUGCAGAUACCACAAUAAUACACCAAUAC